GCUUUCUCCUCCAUUUGCUUUACACUUCAAACUAUCAUGGCUGUUCACCCAGAGGUUCGCCAGCUCUACCGCUCCUUCCUCCGUCUACACGCCUCCUGGCCACCGCAACCCUCUCGACCUGCCCGACUUCAAUCCUACAUUCUAACCCGAGUGCGGAACGAAUUUCGUCAACCAACAGAGUCACUAGCAGAAAGAGUAAAAUAUGGACAAGAGCAGUUAGCUAGCUUGCAGCGGAUAUUGAAUAAUGAGAUUGAGAAGAAGUAUCCGAUACCAGAAACAAGUCCCAUCCCCGCUUUCCUACCUCCAAAGAAGACAUACACACUGCUAGAUCAAGAAGCACAGGAUACCUUGGAAGAAAAGACAACGGUUUCCUAUUUCAAGGAUUAUUUGGCGAGUAAAUUCGAGAGGCAGUGAUUGAGAGCCAGAGAACAAGCGUUGUUUGCCGUCCAUGAUGCCCUCAGAGUUUGGAAACCUUACUUGGAGGGAACCCCUACAAGGUUAUCGCAGACCACCAGUCCCUCAAGUGGCUACAGCGAUUUAUUGCGGAACAAUUUAUAUUAUGGUGGGAAUGUGCGUCAUGAAGAGUUGGGGUACCCGGCGAUGGGAACAAGCAAGUUGUAAAUUGCAUGUCUAUAUACAAGCAUCGGUAAUAUACAAAGGUCACAGUUCACAACCGU
Spizellomyces punctatus DAOM BR117 is the source of this 677-nucleotide messenger RNA. RefSeq lists its product as uncharacterized. The coding region runs from base 37 to 414 and encodes 125 amino acids. The transcript is spliced from 2 exons. Gene Ontology annotation, biological process: mitochondrial respiratory chain complex III assembly. NCBI's taxonomy places the organism in Eukaryota, Fungi, Chytridiomycota, Chytridiomycetes, Spizellomycetales, Spizellomycetaceae. The record is from RefSeq and is a predicted model, not a curated record.